Messenger RNA from Notothenia coriiceps (black rockcod), 4877 nucleotides. It is a transcript of the gene amotl2a, whose product is annotated as angiomotin like 2a. Bases 272 to 2353 code for a protein of 693 amino acids. Gene Ontology annotation, biological process: angiogenesis; establishment of cell polarity involved in ameboidal cell migration; hippo signaling. The transcript has 11 exons. NCBI's taxonomy places the organism in Eukaryota, Metazoa, Chordata, Actinopteri, Perciformes, Nototheniidae. The record is from RefSeq and is a predicted model, not a curated record. Gene Ontology annotation, cellular component: cytoplasmic vesicle; plasma membrane; bicellular tight junction.
GGAGCCUUUGCAUUCCUCUCAUUCCGGCCCGGAACAAUCGGCCUCAGUUAUUCACCGUGCCGCGCAGCUCGGAGCGCAGUCUGGCCCCGGCGCGCACACAUCGCGCAUGGAGGAGAGGAACCUGUGGACUUUGUUGAAUUUAUGAGCAGAAAACUGAAAGACUACAGCACCCUAAACUGAUUCCUGCGGGAUGAGACUAUCGCUCGAUUUGUGAUUUGAGACCGUCACCUCCAACUCCAGACAGUUUUCUGCUAAUUUCCCACGGACUGAGAUGAGAACUGCUGAAAGCUCCUGUGGAACGGUCCUGCACCGACUGAUCCAGGAGCAGCUGCGCUACGGGAAUCUGACGGACACGCGCACGCUCCUGGCCAUCCAGCAGCAGGCCCUGCGGGGGGGCAGCAGCAGCGGCGGGGGGGGCCACGGCAGUCCCCGCUCCUCUCUGGAAAGCCUGACAAAGGAGGAGACCCAGUACAUCCAGAUGUCCACGCGACAGGAUCCUCAGGGCCAGGAGCACCAGGGGGACCUCCUGCAUUCUGAGAGCCAGGGGUGCCAUCUGUACCAGCUGCACGGAGAGGAGCUGCCCACAUAUGAGGAGGCCAAGGCACACUCCCAGUACCUGACCUCCCAGAAGGGGCAGGCCGAGCAGGACUUGAACAUAAUGGGGGGUCACAGUGAGGCUCAGUGGGACCUGAAGAGGGAGCACGCUCGCUCCCUCAGUGAGAGGCUCAUGCAGCUCUCUCUGGAGAGGAGUGCUCCUCAGCAGAGCCUGGGGUCUGCCCACAGCUAUCCACAGCUGUAUAAUAUUACAAACACUGUGGCAGCUGACAGGCCAGGGGCCCAAAAGUAUGCAGAUCAGCGUGGGCCCCCCCCGGACUACCCUCUGUUUGCUAGGAUUCCUGGAUACAUGCUCAGCCACUCACAGGAGCACGGACAGUUCUACAGAGAGCCGCCUCCACCCUUCUACUCUCAGCAUCACAGCUUUGUGUCUGCUCAGUCACAGGUGGCUCACAGCCCCCCCGCAGCCCCCGGCCAGAACUUGUCUCAGACCCAGAUGUUGAUGCAAGAGAACGAGCGGCUCAGGAAGGAGCUGGAGGUCUAUAGUGAGAAGGCCUCCCGGCUGCAGAAGUUGGAGUUGGAGAUUCAAAGGAUAUCAGAAGCAUACGAGACCCUAAUGAAAGGCUCUGCCAAGCGGGAGGCUCUGGAGAAAACAUUGAGGAAUAAACUGGAGGCUGAGAUUAAGAGGAUGCACGACUUUAACAGAGACCUGAGAGACCAGCUUGAUUCAGCUAUCAAACAGCGGUCAGCUAAGGAGGCCGAGUGUUCAGACCAGAGGCAUCAUGUCUUUGUUAAACUGCUUGAGCAAAAUGAAGAGCAGCAGCGGGAGCGGGAGCAGCUGGAAAGGCAGGUACAGCACCUGCGUGUCUCCGGGGAGGAGUGCCAGCAGAGGGGGGAGCUGCUGGAGCAGGCUCUGCUCUCCACACAGGCCCGCAACCGGCAGCUGGUGGAGGAGCUGCAGAGGAAGAGAGCAUAUGUGGAGAAGGUGGAGCGGCUGCAGGGGGCGCUGUCCCAGCUGCAGGCCGCCUGCGAGAAGAGAGAGGCGCUGGAGCUGCGGUUGCGCAAGCGGCUGGAGCAGGAGCUGAAGAGCCUGAGGGCCCACCAGUCUCAUAGACAGGCCGCUGACCCCAUGUCUUCAGAGCCCAGCUCCUCCAUGCUGCAGCAGCAGCUGAGGGAGCGGGAGGAGCGGGUCCUGGCCCUGGAGGCAGACCUCACCAGGUGGGAGCAGAAGUACCUGGAGGAGAGCACCAUGAGGCAGUUUGCCAUGGAUGCAGCUGCCACUGCUGCUGCACAAAGAGAUACAAACCUCAUCAAACAUUCUCCACGACAGUCACCAAACAGCAGUUUUAAUGAAGACCUGCCUUCAUCUAGUCACAGACAUCAGGAGAUGGAGAACAGGAUCCGUGCACUUCAUGCUCAGCUCCUGGAGAAGGACGCUGUGAUCAAAGUCAUUCAGCAGCGCUCCAGGUGGGAGCAAGGCCAGCUGGAGAGACAGGGGCUACGUCUCACCAGGUCUGUCCCCUCCAUCAACAAUUUGACCAGUAGCACGGAGAGUAAAGGAAAGAGCCUCUCAGAUGACCAGACAGGUGCUGCUGCGCUGAGACUCCAGCCCUGGAUGGGGGGGCCGGCCAGGGCCCCCAGCAGGGACUGCAGCACCCAGAGUGAAGAGGCCUCUCUGGAGCCGGAGCCCACUGAAGUGAUCUCAGCAGCUUCAUCUGUAGAGACCACAGAGAAGCUACUCAAGACAUGUGAGAGGAUCAGCAGCUCCGAUGCAGAGGUGGUUGAAAUCCUCAUUUGAGGACCAUUACAGAUGAUAUGAACAGUGCCAGCCAGUGAUGACAGAGACCUCAAGCCUGAGGUUUUAAAGACCUUCCUUUACAUCUGAACACACAUAAAGGAAGGCUGAUGGUCUGAUAAUGAUCUGAAGAGUUCACCAGCAGCAUGUGCUGCAGUUUGGAGAGGAGAGCUUUCCUCCAGCUGCACAGUUCACAAACUGACAUUUGCCUGAAGAGAAAUAAUUCUCCAAGCUACCUGGACAGUAUUGUGCACUGUGAUAGGAACCUGGCUGCUGAUGCGAAUAUUCAGUUGUUGUGCGUUUUCAUUUUUGUAGUAAUGUAUUGUAUUUAUGUUUGUUAAUGCUGCUCAUAUUGUGAUGUGACGUUUCUUGCCCUGCUCCCCUUAAGUUAUAUACAUUUCUCUGGAUAAUUUAUUUAGUUUAUGUUUGAAUGUCCAGUAGCGAGCCUGCCCUCUUAAAGUAAUGGAUAUAUUAAUAUUACAAGCAUCCUCUAUUUCUUCAUGCCAUUUUUGGGGAUUAUUCUGUUUAACAUAACCUAAAUUAACAGUUAAAAAUAAAUUUGUGGCCUGCUCACACCUCAGAAGAAGAUUUAGAAACUUUGAAUACGAAGCCUGCAGGACGUCUGCUCACUACUCUCUUAAAAAAGCCUGUGAGGAUUGACAGUGUUUCACGGGGGUCUAAUUUUCCGGAUCCUGGGUUAAUGUUCAGGGGCCUCAGAUGGCGACUGCCCACCAUUUUGCUUCCCUCCGCUGAUAUGCUGGAGCUAAUCUACUCACAUUCCCUAGCUGACGGAAUGCUCCCUUUAAAGAAAAAGUCUAUCUAAAGUCUGACCCCUCACCCUUGUUAAAAUGGCAAACAUUCUCCACAUGAUUCUCUUUCUGGGGCUGGUUAUUUAUUCUGAGUGCUGGUAGCUGGAUCUACCAUGAGCAUAGAAAUGUUCAACUAUAAUUGGCCUGUAUCUGCUACUCUAUUUGUUGUCUCCAUCCCUGUGUUAUAUUCAGCUGUGUUGUCUCCAGCGCAAGUAUCUCACAUUUCUGAGUGUACAGGACUAUAUCCCUAACAUGGAAUCUUCUAUUUAUUUCUCCCUGCGUGGUGUAGGAUCACUGAACACUGCUAAUAAUAAAUUAAUAAUAAUACAUUUAAUUUAUAUAGCGCUUCUCAUCUGCCAAGACAAAUCUCGAAGCGCUGAAUGUAGAAUCCUGUUUCCAGCACUGUGUUCCUUCAAUUCAAUUGGAUUGUGCCACAACUUUGAUUGAUCUACUCUUUCAAGGAGAAUACUGCUAAGUUAAUAUAUUACCCCACAUUUUUCCAUGGCAGAAUUUCUAGGUUUAUUUAUUAUAAAUAUUGUGCCGCAAAUUGCAUGAGAAAUCUCACAUUUUGACUGUUAUUCCCCUUCAAGCUGUUCACCAUACUUCCCGACACAAUGCGUUUGCUGGUCAUUGCAGCGUGUCAGUUCAUGCCUUUCACUCUUUUUGGAAUGUGUUUACAUGAUUGUGAAGUGAGAGAACUUAAUAUAUUUUGUAGCUUUUUGUCAUUUGUAUACUUUUUUUUUGUGUGUUUUUGGUGCCAAAGAUGUACUCUACCUUUAAGUUAUCAUCAUGACAAACACAAAAGGUCCUGUUUAGGUGCCUUGCUUCAGCUGGUUGACCCAUUUUGAUGUUGCUGUGAACUUUUGUAAAGGAAACAUUUGUAUGUAUGCCUUAAAAUGUCACUAUAUAUAGAUUACAAUUCUUAAUAUAUGUCUGAUAAAAUGCUCUUGGUUUUGAUUUGUUGCCCUGGUUUGAUACAAUAUAGUCAUGGGAUCAAGUAAAAAAAAACCUACUGAAUGCCUUAAGUGUGUCAGAUAGUAAUAUUUGAAGACUGAUUCCUCUUGGUUUAUUCAAUAGGACUAGUGCGCUCUGGUCCAUCUUUAUCAAUAAGUUAUUAUGUGCUACAGAUCUACAUUUACUUCUUGCAGUUGCACCUUCUAGAUAUAAUAAUGUAUUAGUCUUACAGAUACAUAAGGUAGGCUUUUUCCUGCUUACAUUUAAGGGACCUUUAGGAAUAUCAAUGACAAAUUCCUGUAGUUUAAUCACAAUUGGUGAUUGCAGAAUCUAUUGGUAGGUCACAGAAUGGUGGAGUCACGGGAAAUGUGGGUUUGAAACCACACAAAAAACCCACCUGUUCAGCCCCAAAUGGCAGACAGACAAAGUCAGCAACGCACAUUUUGAAGAAUGUAGCAGCCAAAGGGACAGAUAUUUCCCUCAGUUAUUGAAAGACCAAACAGAGUCAUCAUGCCAACUCUUCAACUAGUUGUCUCUGGGGCAACAGUGAUAUUUUGGAGGUCCUUGUGUAGCCAGCUGUAAUCCAUGUUAUGUAAUUCUGGACAGUGUUCCUGUUUGCUAGUCAUUACAGUCUGAUUAGCCAUGGCCGUAUCCACCAUUGAGGUCACCGAGGUCCGGACCUCGGUAAUUCUUUCCGAGCUGUGUAUAUAACAAAACUUGUGAAAUAAUUGCACUAAACGGGAUUCUUUGUAGUACUUCCAUUU